This is a messenger RNA of Closterium sp. NIES-65, 5838 nucleotides long. The record is from the annotation of a GenBank genome assembly. NCBI's taxonomy places the organism in Eukaryota, Viridiplantae, Streptophyta, Zygnematophyceae, Desmidiales, Closteriaceae.
GAGAUGGACGGGUUUGACAGCAGCACUGCAGUCAUUGUCCUCGCAGCCACCAACAGGGCAGACGUCAUCGACCCCGCCCUGCGCCGCCCAGGGCGGUUCGACCGGAUUGUAGCGGUGGAGCCUCCGGAUCGCAAGGGGAGGGAGGCCAUACUGACGGUGCAUGUGGAGCACAAGGAGCUACCUCUGAGCACCGAUGUGGACAUUCAGGAAAUCGCUGUCGCCACCAGCGGAUUUACGGGGGCUGAUUUGGCGAAUCUGGUGAACGAGGCAGCGCUGCUGGCAGCAAGGAGGGACCACGAGGAGGUCACUAAGCAGGACUUUGAUAGUGCUGUUGAACGGGCUCUUGCGGGAAUUGAGAAGAAACGGUCAGCUUUGGGCCGGGCAGAAAAAGCUGUGGUAGCACGGCAUGAAGCAGGCCAUGCGCUGCUGGGGGCAGCCAUUGCAAAAGUUUUACCUGACCAACGGGUAGUCCAAAAAAUCUCCAUCGUACCCCGGUCGGGCGGCGCAUUAGGAUUCGCCUACAUGCCGCCCCCAGCGGACGGCGAGGAGCGUCUUCUAGUGUUUGUCGACGAGCUCCGUGGCCAGCUCGCCGUCCUUCUAGGGGGCCGGGCGGCAGAAGACGUCUGUUUUGGCGGGAGAAUCUCUACAGGAGCAGUAGACGACAUUCGCCGUGCUACAGACGUGGCAUAUAAGGCAGUAGCAGAAUAUGGGCUGAGUGGGACCAUAGGUCCAAUGUCAGUGGGUACCCUGGCGGGAGGAGGGUUGGACGGAGGGGGAGGGUUUUCCUGGGGGGGGAAGGACCAGGGGAGGCUGUCGGACCAGGUGCAGGAUGAGGUGCAACAGCUGCUGCAGGCGGCUCUAGAGGUGGCCCGGGCGGUGCUGGUGUGCAACAAAGGGCUUCUGGAAGACCUGGGAAGGACGCUGCAAGAUAAUGAGACGGUGGAGGGAGCAGCUCUGAGUGCUUGGCUGGCGCAAGUAGAGAUGACGGCCAUGAAAGGCUCGCCGAUCGACGCGCUGAUUCAGAACUGCCUGCUGCAGGAGCGGUCCGGCGAGAAGACGUUCCAGUAUAACGCCAAGGACCAGUCGGCUUAUACGUUAAAGUGGUCCUUCCAUAACGAGUUAGGGUUGGUGUUCGUGGCGGUGUAUCAACGUAUGCUGCAGUUGCUUUAUGUGGAUGAUCUGUUGACAGCUGUUAGGGAUGAGUUUGCGGAUGGACACUACGAUCCGAAGAAAACGUCUUACCCGGAUUUCGACGACGUUUUCAAGCAGCUGCUUCGCGAAUCUGAACAGCAUGCGAACGAGUUGAAGCGGCCGAAGCAGGUUACCAAUUUCGGCGAGACGAAAAAGGGUAAAGGCAUGAAUAAGGCCACGGGAGCGGGGAAAGGGAAAGGAACAGGAGCCAAUCAGAGAAAGGGAGGCGUGGCGAAAGAUGGCGGAGACAGUGGGAGCGACGAUACCGGCGAUGAGGACGGAGCGGCUAACAGCGAGGCCGAGCAGCCGGCUAGCCGUCCCAGCAGCAGCUCGGCCGUCUCCUCCGCCGGCGCGUUUGACGUCUCGAAGCUGCGUAACCGCGCGAACCGCAGCAAGCAGGCUUCGGCGAAGAAAACCGGUAACGGGCUUUUCGAUUUCCCGCUGAAUCCCGCCAAGGGCGGCGGGAAAUCCGACGGAAAAACCGACGGAAGCGCGUCGGAAAGCGAAUCAAAGAAACCGAAGAAGCAGAUGCGGAAGUGGGAUAACGACGGGCCGGCUCUGGAGCGGCAGGACUUCUCGGAAGCUUCGGAUCACGACACUGACGUGGAGGUUGUUGACGUGGCAAAGGUGGGGAAGAGCAUGAUGGACCGAGAAGCUGAGCUGGAGGAAGAGGAGGACGCGGAGUGGGGAGGGGAGGAUGAGGAUGAGGAGUCGGAGGAGGAAGGGGAGAGGGACCGGAAGGGGUCGCGCAGGCACGUGGGUCGCGGGGAUGAUGGCAGUGAAGGGAAGAAGACCGGCUGGCUUGCUUCUGUUUUCCAGAGCGUGGUGGGGAAGGCGUCUCUCGAACUGGCGGACAUAGAGCCGUCGCUCAAGGUGCUCAAGGAUCGCCUCAUGACUAAGAACGUGGCGGAGGAGAUAGCGGAGAAGCUUUGCCGCUCGGUGGCGUCGAGCCUGGUGGGCAGCAAGCACGCAUCCUUCACACGCAUCUCCUCCACCGUGCAGGCGGCCAUGGAGGAUGCGCUCACCCGCAUUCUCACGCCCAAGCGCUCCAUCGACAUUCUGCGUGACGUGCAGGCUGCCAAGGAGGCAAAUCGGCCCUACGUGGUGGUGUUUGUGGGGGUGAACGGGGUGGGCAAGUCCACCAACCUGGCCAAGGUGGCCUACUGGCUGUCGCAGCACGACAUCAAGGUGAUGGUGGCGGCGUGCGACACCUUCCGUGCGGGGGCUGUGGAGCAGCUCCGAACUCAUGCUAGGAGGCUGCAGAUCCCUCUGUUUGAGCGGGGGUACGAGAAGGACCCAGCGGCGGUGGCGAAGGAGGCGAUCAGGGAGGCGACGCGCACCAAGAUGGAUGCAGUGCUGGUGGACACGGCGGGGCGCAUGCAGGACAACGAGCCGCUCAUGCGAGCGCUCUCCAAACUGAUUAACAUCAACGAGCCUGAUCUGGUUCUGUUUGUGGGGGAGGCACUGGUGGGCAACGAUGCAGUGGAUCAGCUGACCAAGUUCAACCAGCGCUUGGCUGACCUCUCCUCUGCUCCCACUCCCCACGCCAUUGACGGCAUUUUACUCACCAAGUUUGACACUAUAGAUGAUAAGCUAGUGAGCUUGGACGUAAUGGCGUCCAACACUGACAAAGGGGUUAAUGUCCAAGUAUUAUUGCGAUGCAGGCCAUUAUCCUCGGACGAUGUGCGGCUACGAGCACAACAGGUGGUCAAAUGUAAUGAAUCCCGCAAGGAAGUCAUGGUAGCCCAUAAUGUCGCGGGGAAGUCAAGCGAAAAGGCGUUCACUUUCGAUAGAGUAUUUGGACCGACGUCGAAGCAGCAGCACCUAUACAAGCUCGCGAUCGCACCUAUUGUCGAGGAGGUCCUCGAAGGCUUCAACUGUACGAUCUUCGCUUACGGCCAAACGGGGACGGGGAAGACCUUUACUAUGCAAGGAGACGUAACCCGAGCCGGAGAGAAUGGCCAACUUCCGGAAGGAGCAGGAGUAAUUCCACGGUCUAUCAGGCAUAUCUUCGACACCCUUGAUAGUCAGGGAGCCGAGUACAACAUCAAAGUAACUUACCUGGAGCUUUACAACGAAGAGAUAACGGACCUUCUGGCUCCAAAUGACAUCCUUGUGGCGUCCGAGUCAAAGAAGCCACUCGCCUUGAUGGAAGAUGGUAAAGGCGGAGUGAUUGUGCGUGGCCUUGAAGAGGAGGUUGUCAACAACUCGUCUGACAUUUUCACGCUAUUGGAGAGGGGGUCGGCCAAGAGACGCACAGCAGAGACGAUGCUGAACAAGCAGUCCAGCCGCUCCCACUCCAUCUUCACUAUCACUAUUCACAUCAAGGAGUCAACUCCGGAGGGUGUGGAACUGAUCAAGUGCGGAAAGCUGAACCUGGUCGACCUUGCUGGUUCGGAGUGCAUAGGAAGAUCCGGCGCCAAAGAAGGACGCGCACGAGAAGCUGGUGAAAUCAACAAGAGCCUCCUGACUUUGGGACGAGUAAUCACAGCCCUUGUAGACCACACCGGUCACAUUCCUUACAGGGACAGCAAGCUCACAAGGUUGCUUCGUGACUCUCUUGGAGGCCGGACAAAGACUUGCAUUAUUGCAACAGUCUCUCCUGUCGCUCCUUGUUUGGAAGAGACCUUGAACACGCUAGAGUAUGCUCAGCGUGCUAAGAAUAUCAAGAACAAGCCCGAGGUUAACCAGAGGACGACGAAGUCUAAGCUACUGAAGGACAUGGCAGGAGAAGUUGAGAGGUUGAAACAAGAGUUGAAGGCUCAGCGCGAGAAGGAAGGCGUUCAUCUGACAGUUCAGCAGCACGAGAACCUGCUGAAGCAGGUGCAGUCCCUCAAGGACCUCACUGGCCAAAACAGUGACGAGCUCGAGCAGAAGGCGGAGGAGAUUAAGCAACUCAGUGAGCAACUGGAGGUAUUUUCGGGCCGAGUGGAUGAUUUGACCAAGGAGAGGGAUGGUCUUCAGGGACAAGUUGUCUCGCUUUCCCAAAGCUUGGAGAAGACUGAAGCUGAUCUUCGAGAAGCAGUAUCAACUAUUGAAAGCAUGACUCAAGCUGAGACACAGCUGGUUAUCACCUGCAAUGGCCUUCGACAAAUGCUCAUCAACGUCAAUCACGAUAAUACUCAACUGUUUGAAAAGAUUGAGAGAAUGCAGGAAACUUCAGUCCACAACCAGGCUGCAGCUACCAGUCUGAAGCAGCAAAUGGACAGUCAAGUCGAUAGUGUUCGGGCCUUUGUAGUAAAGCAGAUGGAGAUUCUUGCUUUCCAAGAGCAACAAGCAUCACAGGGCCUUGAAGACGUCCUCAGCCAGUCAACUAAGGAUUUGGACCAAGUGACGGAGGAGGUAUCUCAGUUGCAGCAGAAGGUGUUUGGUGCUACACGAUUCAUGAAGGAGCGCGUGCAGCAGUUUGUGGAUAAGAACAACAGUUCCCUCCAGUCCUUGGUGGACGGUCUCGGUCCACAACAGGACGAGAUGGAGAAGCUACUUGAAGAAGCUUCUGCCUCAUCUAAAGCAUCAGUUCAGCAAAUCCAAAGUUUGCUGACCGGUCUCUCAGCUGGCUGGGACAACGUGCAAGGGUGGUGGAAUCAGUAUUUGGAGAAGCGCAGAGCAGAGUCAUCCUCUGCCCUGUCGUCCAUGGAAGCCUUGAUUGAACGAUUGUAUGAAGAGACAACUGCUUGGGCUGAGAUGAUAGCUCAUCACACGGAGAGUCAUGAAGAGGAUAUGAGCAGCCUAGAGAAGGCGGUGAUGGACAUUGAAAUGCAGAAGGCCAAGAGGAUUAUGGAGGCAGUGACCGAAAUUGUACAGCAAGGGAUGAACGACACCAAGGACGAGGUCAAGGGACGGAUUGCUCGCAUGGGAGCCAGUGUGAAGAAUUUACGCUCCGCAAAUGAUGAUAAAAGGCGUGCUGUGAAGGGUGUUUUCUCUAACAUUUCAAGCGGCAUUGCUGAUCUUCGAGAAAAGGAAGCCAUGGCUGACACGGAGGCCUCCAAUGAAGUUGCACGCAAGAAGUCUGAAGCUGGCGAGAAGGUGGCUUCGUGUGCGGGUUGCGUGGAAAGGAUGGAUGUAGAUAGCAGUGAACAGCUAUCACUGCUUGCAUCACGGUCCAAAUCUUAUUGCGACCAUAUGAAAAAGAGCAUCGGGGAGCACAAUCUAGAGUCAACCAGCCUUGGCAUCAGUACAACAACUGACCAAGAGCAGGUUGAGGCAACGUGCAAUGCAGGAGCUGACAAGCUCGUCACUAAGAUUUCAGGAAGUUAUGGUGCACAGCAGGAGAAGCUCACAAGUAUCGCAUCCUCGCUUGUUAAGUCAUCUCAUUCUGUGCCACUGGCACUGGACCACCACAAGCAGCAAGUUGAGGACGUCAAGGGAAGCAUGAAGAGACAUCUGGAGGAGGAUCUGAAGCCGGAUGCACAUACGUCAAGAACUCCACAGAAGCGGCGGUUUGAGAUUCCAACAGAGGAGGACAUUUUGAAGAUGUGUCAUCGACCCAAUCAGGCCAACGGGCCUGUGCUAGUGCCUCUUCCUCUGAAAGCAGCCCCCUCACCCAAGCGAGGCGUUCCUUCUCCUGGUAAACUUAAGGCUGCGAUGCAGAAGUCGGGGAACCCUCGGGGCCCUCGCGGACCGCUGUUCACCAUUUCCCAGAACUAA